UAUAUUACAAUGUGUGCAUCUAAUUUAUUGUUCUUUAAAUAAUAAAGACAUUUAUUUAUUCCUACAUGAUUUUUUACUCUAAUAUUUUACUAUACUAAACAUCCAAUGUUUAUUUCAGAUUCCGUACGGUGUGUAAGAACUUUUGCAAAUUGCAUUGAUGCUUUUUUUUUGGUUCACUCAUUGUUUAGGUAGUAAAAAAAAACAUCGUGAAAAUGUCAGCAAAAAUAAAAAUACAGGCAGAAAUCAACAGCUUUUGACUAAAUGUCUACCCAAAUCCUCAGAAUCAUUUUCCGAAUACAACUUUUUCGAAUACGACGAUACUUAUCAUAUACACCGUGGCUUACAUAGUUACACGUUUGACGAAACCGCCUCCAGUGGCUCAACACCCCUAACGUCACUUGUUUCGUUUUAGUUGCUAUGGAGUUGAAACGCAAACACGCUUCAAAGUUAUCAGUUAAACGAUCUGCUCACUUCUUCGUGUCGUACCAUUCGCGGUUUCAUCGUUUUGUCUCGUAUAGUUAGGUACCUACUUUUUUCAAGUGAUAUCAUAACUGAGAUGGGAACCACAAUGGUAUUACUUCCUUCUCGCAGUUGUAUCGUUUGUUGUACAAAGUAGGUACCUAUCACAUCGUCGCAAUUUGUGUAAAUCACUUUGGUGGUUCCGUAUGGUGACACACGAAGCUUAGAGGUGGAGACACCAACAGGAGACAUGGAUGGCGAAAUCGUCGUGCAGGACCUCGAACUACGGUCGUUGAUCGGAUUUGACGGUAAUCCGCUGAACGGCCUUAUACUGCACCCAGACGGCAUACAUCUUGUGUACCCGCUCGGCACCAACAUCGCGGCGUAUCAUUGGCGCACGAAAGCUCAGCGGUUCUUCGAGGGACAUACGAACGUGAUAUCGGCCGUGACGGUGUCGACUUCUGGCCGGUACGUGGGUUCCGGUCAGGUGAACUACAUGGGGUUCCGGUCACCGAUAAUCGUGUGGCAAUUCGACACCGGUCAUUUGAUCGCGAAAUACGAGUCACACAAGGUGCGCGUCGAGUCCGUCGCAUUUUCGUGCUGCGAAAACUUUUUGAUAUCCCUUGGCGGCAUCGACGACGGUUCGGUGAUCGUCUAUGACAUCGGUAAGCGGGAGGUGCUGUGCGGGUCUUCAUCCGUCAAGUCGACCGCCGGCUCGGCGACCGUGCUCCGGCCGGUACACAUGCGCGGCGAGUGUUUUAUCGUGGCCGGUGACAACAUACUCAGGCUGUGGACGCUCAACAGAGAACAGCGGAACAUCCAGGGGCUAGACGGUUCGUUCGCCAAGAUCAAGCGCAAGAUUUUGUGCACGGUUGUCGAUCGGCUGGACGAGUACGCGUACUGCGGCACCAGCACGGGUGAUGUGAUGAAAAUCAAACUGAACUUCUCGGCCGACACGGCCGUGGUGGCCCCCACCAACGCGCCGACGCUGGUCGGAUGUUUUGCCAAAUACCCGCCGGCUGGCAAGAACAGGCGUGGUGCCUCCUCCGCCGCAGCCGUAGAACUGUACAGCAAAGGCAUCACGGCGUUAUACUUGGUGGCCGACGGCAGCAUGUUGGUGGGCUCCGGAGACGGAGUUGUCGAGCUGGUAAAGCAAAAGGCCCGUGACGGUGGACGUGGCACGUGCAACAAGCCGAACAGCACGCGACUGGCGACGCCCACCCGUCCGCUGCUGGUGGCCGUCAAGUCAGCCAACGUCGAUUCGUCCGUGACCAGCAUACAGUUGAUGGACGACGGCGUCGUUUUGGUGGGUACCGUUAACUGCGAGCUGUUCGCUGUCCGCGCGCACGACUUCGACGUCACCUGCCUAUUCACGUGCCACACGUCUGUAGUGUAUGACCUUGCGUUCCCGCAUGGCUACAGCAAGGUGUUCGCUACCGCCAGCAAGCAUGACGUGCGCGUUUGGUCGGUGGACACGCUGCAAGAGCUGCUCCGGAUCACCGUGCGCAACUUCACGUGCUCUGGCGUGCUGUUCUCGUACGAUGGCGCGCAGAUCGUCACGUCAUGGAACGACGGCAACAUCCGGAUAUUCGCGCCGGAAACCGGGCGCCUGCUGUACGCCAUCAACAACUGUCAUAACAAGGGCGUGUCGGCUAUCGCCAUGUCCAAGGACGGCCGGAAGCUGCUGAGUGGUGGCGGCGAGGGCCAGGUUCGGGUGUGGAAGGUGGACAACCUCAACGGGACACUGCAAGCCGUGCUCAAGGAGCACAAGGGCCCGGUGAGCUCGAUCGACGUGCACCAACUGGGUCACGAGGCGAUCACGGCCAGCGCGGAUGGCACGUGCGUCGUCUGGGACAUUGUCCGGUUCACGCGGCUGUCCAUAAUGUUCUCGUCAACGAUAUUCACCAGUGCCAAGUACCAUCCGAACGGCGCCCAACUGCUCACAUGCGGCACCAACAGGUAUAUUGGGUUCUGGGAGGCACUCGACGGGUCGUUGAUACGCGAGAUCGAAGGAUCGUCGGCUUCUGCGCUCAACUCGUUAGACGUUACGCCCAACGGUAAGUACAUCGUCACCGGCAGUUCAGAUCAGAUGGUGAAGGUGUGGCUGUACAACGAGGGUGUGCCUACGCAUGUCGGGGUGGGUCACGCGGGGGUAGUGACCAACGUGAAGGUGAGCCCGGAUGGUAGGUUCGUGGUGAGCACGAGCGCGGACGGCGGCAUAUUCCUGUGGCGUUUUCCUCACGCCGCAGACAUCGCACCGCCCGGCAGCCGGUGCAGCGCGAAUAGCGUCGCCGGCGGUGGUGCUGGCGCCAAUCGGCGGGAACAGCAGACGGACCGUUCGAGGCAGCUGUCGCUGAAGAAAACGCUGCCGGCCCGGAAAGAGAACAUCAACGUCAUAUCCAAGGUGCAAAAAGUACGGACGGCCACGGACUGCAGCCGACCGUCCGCCGUAGCGACGGUGGCCGGUGACGGGAACGCCACCGAAACGACCGUCGACGGAUCGGUAAAGUGUCUGUGCCGGCCCGGGUCGACGGCCACUUGCGUUUGCUGCGACCACGGCACAGGCGGCCGAAAGAUCAAACCGUUUGUCCGAUGACGAGUGUUUACGCGCCUAAAUAUUGUCUGCAGUGUAAUUAUAUAAAAUGUAUUGUAUAGCCUGUAUCGGUGUUGUAAAGUAUUUGAGUAAAAGUAUUCAAAUACGUUUAUGAGUGUAUUGAAUAUACUAUUGUUUAUAUAUUCA
Messenger RNA from Myzus persicae (green peach aphid), 3199 nucleotides. RefSeq names its product cilia- and flagella-associated protein 52-like. The transcript has 3 exons. The coding region runs from base 710 to 3055 and encodes 781 amino acids. The record is from RefSeq and is a predicted model, not a curated record. Gene Ontology annotation, molecular function: protein binding. Gene Ontology annotation, biological process: cilium assembly. Lineage: Eukaryota; Metazoa; Arthropoda; Insecta; Hemiptera; Aphididae.